Daucus carota subsp. sativus is the source of this 1471-nucleotide messenger RNA. Its product is annotated as probable LRR receptor-like serine/threonine-protein kinase At1g07550. The record is from RefSeq and is a predicted model, not a curated record. Bases 299 to 1360 code for a protein of 353 amino acids. The transcript is spliced from 2 exons. Lineage: Eukaryota; Viridiplantae; Streptophyta; Magnoliopsida; Apiales; Apiaceae.
GUGGAUGGACUAUUAAAGUUUGCUUUCUGGUUCUAUCUUGUAACUCUGCAAAAAAAAGCAUGUAUUAUCGGGUUUUAAGUUAGUACACCUUUGUUUGCCGAUUAAGUUGCAGGAUGAGUAGUGGCAUUAUUAUUAGCCGUUAGGAGGAACUAAAGAGGAUGUUGUGCUUACUUGAUUCCAGAAAUAUGUAGGUAAUUUAGCAUACAGAAAAAUCAGUGUCGUCUCUGCAAUUGGGAGUCGGUCUAAUCAUACACAUAUAUAUCCAGAUACUUCAGGGUGGAAGAGUGUUGAUUGCGGCAUGGACCAGAUAAGAUGGGAUGGCAUACUCACAUGGGAUGUUGAUUCCGGUUACACUCAAGCAGGACUAAAUAGACGAGUUCAGAAGAAAACAAUCAGGGAUGAAUUUAACACCCUCCGGAUUUUCCCAAACAAAACUCAGGACAACUGUUACAUUGUGCCUGCUGAGACAGAAAGUAUUCGAUACAUAAUACGAGCUGGAUUUUACUAUGGAAACUAUGAUGGUCUCUCCCGCCCUCCCACAUUCAAUCUCUUCAUUAACGAUGUAAUAUGGACAACUAUCAACACAGCAGAAAAUAAUGGUGAUCCGUUUUACAAAGAAAUUGUGUACGAAAGCAAUGGAUCAGGGGCUCUCAGAAUUUGCUUACUGCAGAUUAUAGGUGGAGGAGUUCCAUUUAUCAAUUCGCUUGAAGCAGUGGUCUUAUGGGACAAAAUGUACUCCCAGAUGGAGAGUAAUACCACAUAUAAUCUUAUCAAUCGGACCAACUUUGGAGGGGAGGAAAUCAGGUUCGACCCUGUAAAAAAGGAUGAAAUGUACAAUCGUAUAUGGAGCAAAGGACUUACACCGUCAACUUGCAGCAGCGUUAUUGGUUACACAGAUGUGAAUUCCAGAUUUGAGAAUUACCCUCCUUACCUUGUGCUCAUGAGUUCUAUUGAAUCUAGCAGCCUGGAUUCGAUCUUUCUGACAGUUGAGCUUCCUGAACAUCAGCAAUCAGCUUACUUUGUUUUCUACAUAACAGAACUAGAUUAUAAAAGUCAGAGUGAGACAAGAUUCAUAAAUAUCCAAAUUGAUGGUCAAGAUCAGGGGACAGUGGAAGCGCCAUCUGCAGGUGAAAGCAUGGUUAUAACCAUGUACCCUGUGAUAGUAUCAGGUCCAAUUUUGAGCAUAAUAUUGACACGGGGAGAAGGGUCUACUUUGCCUCCGGUGCUUGCUGCCAUGGAAGUAUUCACAAAAUUUGAUCCAAAUGUGAAUUACACAACUCAAUCAUCCGCACCUGCAGGGGAAUAUAUAUCGUUUGCAUACUUGCUGAUAAUUUCCUUUAUCUUUUUAUUUGUGGUAUGAAAGUGAUAAGAGGCUGCUUUAUAUAUAAUGGUAAGCCAAACCUGGAAUGAAUACAAAAUUUGAUCAUUUGUUUAUGUUCUUUUUGUACAGGGCAAACUGGAAUAGAAUGGA